Messenger RNA from Vigna umbellata (rice bean), 1095 nucleotides. Lineage: Eukaryota; Viridiplantae; Streptophyta; Magnoliopsida; Fabales; Fabaceae. The record is from RefSeq and is a predicted model, not a curated record.
AAAAAAAAAUCUUUCAAUUUGACAUUUCAACGAUAUGUAUCGUAUUAGUAUUGUAAGCAUAUUGGUGUCCGACAUAGGUGUUGCACACCAGGACACAUAAUUUGUGAGGCGUGUUCAAGCUUGAAAGAGAGAUAUUUAACCCUUUCUAAUUUGACAGUAGAUAGUAGGGCAGGUUGAUAGACUAGUUCGAGCGAUAUGCAACGCAGUAUAAAAGUUUUAUCAUACAUUUGAUUUAUUUUUAUAAAUUCUUGUGUGCUUAAUUUAUACUUGGCCACCCUUUUUGGUCAUGAGUUAAGAGUGAUUACUUGGCAAUUGGAUUAAUUUAUCAUAGUGAAGGAUGUAAUACUAUUUUUAUUAGUUUGUUUCUGUUCUAAAGGUUGUUUAUAUAAGUUACCGGUUUAGUUUUGGCUGUUAUAAGUGGAUUAGUCUAGCAACGUGACUUCAAGCUUACUUAAAAGAGAAAGAAUAGUCUGUUGUUGUUGUUGUGUAUGUAAUGGUUUAAAAUAGAUGAUGUUUCAACUGCCAUUUUAACUAACUAGAAUGUUACGGUGUAUAUUUGUGAAUGUAAAGGAGCCAGAGUGGGCUUAAAUUGGUGAUUUUGGGUAGACAAUGUGCAGGGACUAUGAACAAGAAAAGAGAGAACUCAUCAAAGCCCUUGUAAAGGACCGAAAACUUUCUGACAUCCCCAAGAUAUCUCAGCCUACAUUAAUAAUCUGGGGAGAACAUGAUCAAGUAUUUCCUUUAGAACUGGGACACAGAUUGAAAAGGCAUUUAGGGGACAAUGCUCAACUAGUUGUCAUUAAGAAGGCGGGGCAUGCUUUCUGUGCGGAGAAGGCCAAUGAGUUCUUCAGCAUCUUCAAGUCUUAUCUCUUGGAUUUCCAGGUGCCUGCAGAGGUCUCACCUUCAAAUGUAUAAAACAACAAUAAUCCUACUUCAAACACCAUUAUAUGAAACAAACCCUACAAACACAUUCUUUUUCCAUUGUCUCCAAAGCAUAGGCUCAUUAAAUAGUUCAAUGCAAAGGGGUUAGUGGCAUGUUGAUAAAUAAACUCUAAAUCAUUAGCAUUUGAAAAUCAUUGGAUUUGGAUCACAGGU